AUCAAGAACGGUGGUGUGCAGGUGGACGAGUACUCGCGCACGAAUGUUUCCAACAUUUACGCCAUCGGUGACGUCACAAAUCGUGUCAUGUUGACACCCGUUGCCAUAAAUGAAGCCGCUGCCCUUGUGGAUACCGUCUUUGGUACCAAUCCGCGAAAGACGGACCACACCCGUGUGGCGAGUGCCGUCUUCUCUAUUCCUCCAAUUGGUACCUGCGGUCUCAUUGAAGAGGUUGCAUCCAAGCGCUACGAGGUGGUGGCGGUAUACCUUUCCAGCUUUACCCCGCUCAUGCACAACAUCAGCGGAUCAAAGUAUAAGACUUUUGUUGCAAAGAUAAUUACCAACCACUCCGAUGGCACUGUGCUUGGUGUACAUCUUCUUGGGGACAAUGCCCCAGAAAUCAUCCAAGGUGUUGGUAUCUGUCUCAAGUUAAAUGCCAAAAUAUCCGACUUCUACAACACUAUUGGUGUGCAUCCCACAAGUGCGGAGGAGCUGUGCUCCAUGCGCACUCCUUCUUACUACUAUGUUAAAGGUGAGAAGAUGGAAAAGCCUUCAGAGGCAUCUCUGUAA
This is a messenger RNA of Trypanosoma cruzi, 570 nucleotides long. Its product is annotated as trypanothione reductase, putative. The annotation marks the transcript as partial. The transcript has a single exon. Gene Ontology annotation, molecular function: glutathione-disulfide reductase (NADPH) activity; flavin adenine dinucleotide binding. Gene Ontology annotation, biological process: glutathione metabolic process; cellular response to oxidative stress; cell redox homeostasis. Gene Ontology annotation, cellular component: mitochondrion; cytosol. The record is from RefSeq and is a predicted model, not a curated record. NCBI's taxonomy places the organism in Eukaryota, Euglenozoa, Kinetoplastea, Trypanosomatida, Trypanosomatidae.